This is a messenger RNA of Seminavis robusta, 727 nucleotides long. NCBI's taxonomy places the organism in Eukaryota, Bacillariophyta, Bacillariophyceae, Naviculales, Naviculaceae. The record is from the annotation of a GenBank genome assembly.
UGACAAGGUUUCCCAACUUUGCCACGACGCCACGACCUGGCUUUCUUCACUUUGCUUCGACCAUGAUCUGCUUUCUUCAAACGAUGCGUUAUCUGCCGACUCAUUCUUUGGAAAUCACAACAUAAAAGCUUGCCAUUCAGCUUUCGGCAGACGACUGGUGAUACCACAGAUAAGAAUAUUUGGGCCCACACGACAUCUUGUUCUCUCCCAUGGUCCUGUCGACCACAAUCUUGAAGGCAUUGGAAGAAAUGUGUCGUUACGGAUCAGCAUUCUUCACACCCACAGGGCUGGUGCUCUGCUUCCUGGUGGCUACCAUCACUACGGCCACUGCUUUCUCCGCCCGAUCAAGUACAUCUGCUACAAAUGUCAAAGGGCUGACAACAACAACAAGUACUGCAUCCAAUGAAACCACUCCAUUGAUCGUUCCAAAUAAGGAAAUCAGCACAACCAAAAAAUCCUUUUCUCUGUUCUGUAAACCAUCCACUUUUGCUCCUGCACAGGGACGGGAGCCAUCAUUUCUGAAAAAGCAGCUGCGUCGAUUUACGGUUUUCCGCGUGGCGUUCCAAGUCUUUCUAGAAUACAAGUGGGCGCAACGCCAAGCCAAGAGACGCAAAAAGCGACUUCAGUUGGAUCCUGAUGAUCCAGACAGCGAUGAUCAUCCUGAAAUUCAAGCUUACUGGAGUCAGGUCCACGACCGAAACGCCAAAAUGCUGCUGAAAAAGAUUCA